AUGGGUCACGACAUGAGCUCCAUGGGAGGUUCCGCAUCCGGCGGAGCGGAUACCUCGAGCCCUAGCUACGACCCGGAUUCCCCUCCCACCAGCAGCAGCAGCGCAUCUGGCGGAAGCAUGUCGAUGAUGAUGAUGCAGAUGUGGUUCUAUUGGGGUCCGAACGUGGUGAUUCUGUUCGAGAAUUGGAAGACGAGCAACUGGGGGUUCUACCUGCUCGCGUGCUUCCUCGUUGUUGUCUUCUGCGUGCUCCACGAGUACCUCACGUCGUUUCGCUUGAAGCUCUCCGCCACUCGCCGAUGCCGUGUCAAAGACGCCGAGCAAGGUGAUGAUUUCACCAAUGUCGCCAGCAGCAAGAGCGCCUGCCACUGGCGGCCUCUCCUCGAGCAGAAUAUGAGCUUUAUGGGUCCAUCCUUCUCCCUCCACCCUCAUCCCCCUCCCUCGCAGUGA
Closterium sp. Naga37s-1 is the source of this 447-nucleotide messenger RNA. The record is from the annotation of a GenBank genome assembly. NCBI's taxonomy places the organism in Eukaryota, Viridiplantae, Streptophyta, Zygnematophyceae, Desmidiales, Closteriaceae.